GUUAAGAGGGUUUUCCUUGCCCUCCCUUUUCCCUCAACAACAACUACGCCUUCUACGCGCCGCGCUGUGCUUUGAAAGAACGCAGUCUUCCCAUCUCGCACCCCUAUCGCUAGAGAGAUUCAUUUUCCGCAACUUUACGGGCGUGUUGAGUCGGACGGUCGGUCGGUCGGUCGGUCGGUCGUUGUCGGAUAAGGAUUGUAGAACAGGGUGCGUUACAUGUUACUUUGACUUACCAGCUUUUAGCUUAGUGAAGUGUCCUGUAGUUAGCUGUGAUCCAGUGUAGAAUCCUUUCCAAUCGUGAGCGAGUUUGUUGAAAGGCAUCAAAAGAAAAAGCCUGUGUACCUGAACCUAACCAGUUCCAACCAGUUUCCUCAAACCGGGAGUCAGGGAGCGCAGAGCAUACAGGGACUCGACCGGGACACCACCGUCAACCGGACGUGGACCGGGCUUGUGAUGGAUGAAAAUCAAAUCAAAGUUUGCUUUACCGCUCUACCUGCCACGAACAGAAGCGGUGAAAUAGCAGAUCCUUUUAGCUCAUUCCAAGGGAGUGGCCACGUGAAAGCGUAGAAGACAGAACAGGAUGUGCCGUGGAGCCGUGAUGGUUCAAAUUGAACUCGAUUUCGCGGACCGUGGCAUGGUAGCAUGUGAACUAACGAACCCUUUUCCGAUGGAACAACAACAGCUGUGGCCGGAUCGGCGCGGUCGACGUUUAUUGAAAUUCCCGAAUGAUCUCUCCACCCCCCAUCCUGUGCUUGGAUGGAUGAAUUGGAUUCAAUAACAAAGAAAAAUCCCGGACCAAACAUGAAUAACAACAACAAAAAAGGGUUUGUGGUGUUUUGUGCCGCCAGUAAUCGAAGGGGAGACGAUGAAUAAAUUCGCCCAAAAACAGAGCAAAUGAGCACAAUGUGUGGCCGUACAAACAACAACUACUUCGGAUGGAACCGUGGUGUACCGACAGCUCGAGACCGACGACGACGACGUCGAGGCCUCGAGCUUAUGUGAACGCCACCAUAAAACACUGGGAGCACGUGGGUCGCUGGACACGGCCCAGGGGCGGUGAUGCAAAGUCAUAAAGGAUGCCAUCGUCCGCUAAGCCCAACGACUGCUUACAAGUGAUUUACUGUGCAUAUAAGACGCGCGUGUGUGCCUAUGUGGCCCGUACUGGGUCUCACCGAAAGGCUUUAUGAUCAGGAACGGCUGAUAGCAAGCAAAGAUAUGGUGCAAAGUUUAACCGGCAGUUGCUGGUUGGGCGUAGAAUCGCAAGGAUCUGCGCAAGGAGUGUGUAAUGCUCAAAGUUUCGUUGUUGAUCAAUUGUUGUUGAACGUUGGCAUAAAAGGCGUGUUUAUUAGAAUGGAUUACAUCCAUGAAGUUAUCGUGUAGGAACUGUUCCUCUAUUCGUUUGUGAACCCUAUUCCCUGCUCCAACUUAUUCGGCCAAGAUGGGGAAUGGCAUGAACAAGGUCAUGCCCGGGCUGUACAUUGGCAACUAUCGAGACUCGAAGGACUUCCAGCAGCUGGACCGCCACGGCAUCACGCACAUCGUUUCCAUCCACGACAGUCCGCGACGUUUUCAUCCGGACAAACACUAUCUGUGCGUGAUCGCCGCCGACAAACCGGACCAAAAUCUGUCGCAGUACUUCUCCGUCUGUAACGAUUUCAUCCACUCGGCACGCCUCAAGCAGGGCAACGUGCUGAUCCACUGUCUGGCCGGCAUGUCCCGCUCGGUGACGGUGGCCGUCGCCUACAUCAUGGCCGUCACGCCACUCAGCUGGAAGGAAGCACUGAAGGUCGUACGUGCUGGGCGAUCAAUCGCUAAUCCGAACCUGGGUUUCCAGAAUCAGCUGCAGGAGUUCGAAACGAAUAAACUACUAGAGGAAAGGAAGCGGCUUAAGGAACGGUUUCCCAGUUUGGCGCUGGAAUCGUCGGACCGGGAGCAGUGCUACCUAUCGCUGGACUACUACGAGGAGCUCCUGGAGAGUAAGGGUGUCUGCGAGGGUCACUGCAAGUUUGGUAAAGACUGUCCGACCGGAAUCUGCCGGCAGGAUUCACGUGGCGGUGGUGGUGGUGGUGGCGGCGGCGGCGGCGGUGGCCGGGUAUCUCGGAAGUCGAGUCUUUCGUCCAAAAAACAGUACAACUCUUCCCUGUCGACGUCACCGUCCAGCUCGUCGCAGCUGUCGGUACGCAGUGUCGGUUCGCCCGGUGGUGCCCAGUCCUGCCCGACGUCACCAGCUCUACGUAAAGCUUCGGCACAGCGAAGAUCGACCGGUGAACCCGGUAGCGGAACGACUGGCAGCCGUAAUCCCGACAAUCCGCGGGCGGCCGGUGAGUAUGCGGCCGAAAUAGACAUCGGGGAGCUGUCGGAGCUUCGGCGUAGCAGCAGCAUCGUGAGCACGUACCGACCACGCAGCAGUCCCGCGGGACUAUACUCCUACACAGGAUCUGCACCACCGUCCAUACAUGGGUCGAGGGUUGAUCUGAGUGGUGGCGUGAGUGGAGGCACCGGAUCGGCCAUCUAUCUUGGAUCGUCCAGUGGCGGUGGUGGUGCUGGAGCAGCAGGCAGCUCCCCCGGACCCUGCCGUCGGUUGAGUAUGCGCUCGACUCCGAAAUCAACGCCCGAAUCGUCACCGAAAGCGUCGCCGAAGAAAAGUGCGACCACUCCGGGCAAGAUGGCGGCUAGUGCGUCAGCGAAAAAGACUGCUACCGGUACUACGCCCAACACCGGUCGGAAAGGGUCCACCGCCGUAAGUGGAGCAUCACCAUCCAACAGCAGCAGCAACAGUGGCGCUUCAUCGUCUCCUGCUGUCAACACGAGUGCUCAACCUGCCAAAAAGGAGGCGAAUGCCACUGGCAAACCAACCUCCAAAACCACCGUCCCGAGUAAUAAUAAUACCGUCAUGAGUUCCAGUAGCACGACGACCAGCAGUGACGCAAGUGCUACUAGAACUACUACUACCGCUACUGCUACUAAUGCUGCUACCAUGGCAAAGACCACUUCCACUACCACGGGCAGUGGAAAGCGUUCCGACGUUCCCCCAACACGCGCACCUUCGAUUGUGAUAGACAUUAGCGCGAAUCGUCCCGAUUCCACCGGGAAAGCCAAGAAGGAUAUGAAAGAUGGCUUCAGUACCAAGGAUGCAGCCGGCGAAGAUGGUGUCAGUACUAAUAGGAACAGUGAGACGACGGCUACUCGCCAGACAGUCACCACUAAUAAUGCCAGUAAUCGUGUCACACGGAAAGAAUAGGGAGGGCAGUGGAUCCAGGCGCAGGAUGCUUGAUCUUCGGUGAAAACAUUUGUGAAAACUCUUGGCUUUAAGGGAACGCUUGGAAGAGGGAAGGAAUAGCCCGAUCGGGCGUGGAAAUGCGCGAACGCUCAAUAUCUUAGCUAAGUAAACUCACAUAAUCACUCUGCUCCGCUCCACUCUAUAGCGUAGGCUAGCGAACAGACGCCCCAUAUUAUAGUGCGGUCUCUUUUUUUUUAUCAAAAAUGCCAAUGCCAAAGGGCCACUAGAUGCUACUAUCAGGCAGCCACUGUUACGAGCGCUUUAACUGUGUAUCAAUUCGUAGGAGAGCCCCCCUUUUACUGUAUGGUAUCGAAAGUUCUAUUCAGAAAAGGAUUCUCUAAUGAGGUGAUGGUUUUGUGCAUCACAAAACUAUAGAGUGUGGAAGCUUUAGUGAUGAGGAAACGUGCUGUGCUUCUUGUCGGUGUGAUAGCUUUGAGUGGCGAAAUCCGCGCAGGAAUCGCGGACAAUUGUUGGCAAGGUUUUUUGGUAGUGGAAAUGCAAAUGAAAUCAAAUAAGGAAUAAGCACGGUACACGAGAGGACGAGUGAUGAAGGAGACCAUAUAAUUGUUUGAAAAAUGUGGACGCAUCAAUCAUCAUAAAAAAUGGCAUCCAGUGACCAGUAUUUAGCAACAUACAAAACAUAUUUACACACGAUUUCAAAUUAAAACUCGCAAAGUAAAAUAUGUAUCACGCUCGUGUUUUUUUUUCUGUAGAUGCUCCUCCACCUCAUACAUAACGGGUGUGUUUAGUUUGUUAUUUGUGAAAGCCAAAACAACUUCAUAGAACAAAUAGAAGCCUUUUGUUUCGAAUUAGCUGCAGCAGAAAAAUCACAAACAACAAUUGAUGCGUGAUGAUCACCCAUUCCCCCAUCAUCAUUAGCAGGAAUAGCAAUUAUACGUACGCUUCGCGAUUGUAGCUUUAGCUUUAGCAAACUGUCCCAUUUCAAGCAGUGUACGAGAAAAGGGAAGAAAUCAAUCACUAGCUUAUAUUUGUUCCGAUUUGGGCAUUAGAAAGCCAUAAAUGAAGCUGACGAAGAAAAAAGACAAGCGAUAAAGAAAAGUGGCGAGAUGGGAGGGCGUCGCCGAAUGCAAUAAUAUACAUAUGACGGGUUAGCAGUCCUGCAGAGGCUGUCGGAUGUUGGUUGAGGUGGAUAAACAGUGGAUGAUUGAAUGGCACAAACAGAGAUUUUGGGAGCGUUCAAUUGGGACGUAUUUAGAACCGGUGGAUCAACGGUGGAUAAGGAUAGGCGGCCCUAUCCUGCAGGCGCACAAUACACACCCCUACACAAAUACACGCAACAAAAACACACAUACAUACACGCUGGUACACACAAAUCGAAAUGAUAUAUUUAUAUUUAGCUGUUUUAUACAUUUAUUUUGAUAUGAAAAACCAAAACCCCCUCCCCCCCCCCCCCACUGUGAAGCAGAACAAAACGGGAUCAU
Anopheles aquasalis is the source of this 4722-nucleotide messenger RNA. RefSeq lists its product as uncharacterized. Gene Ontology annotation, cellular component: cytosol. The record is from RefSeq and is a predicted model, not a curated record. Gene Ontology annotation, molecular function: protein tyrosine phosphatase activity. Gene Ontology annotation, biological process: signal transduction; protein dephosphorylation. Lineage: Eukaryota; Metazoa; Arthropoda; Insecta; Diptera; Culicidae.